This is a messenger RNA of Xiphias gladius (swordfish), 4093 nucleotides long. Its product is annotated as phosphatidate phosphatase LPIN2-like. The record is from RefSeq and is a predicted model, not a curated record. Gene Ontology annotation, molecular function: transcription coactivator activity; phosphatidate phosphatase activity. Lineage: Eukaryota; Metazoa; Chordata; Actinopteri; Istiophoriformes; Xiphiidae. Gene Ontology annotation, biological process: positive regulation of transcription by RNA polymerase II; triglyceride biosynthetic process; fatty acid catabolic process. The transcript is spliced from 19 exons. Gene Ontology annotation, cellular component: nucleus; cytosol; endoplasmic reticulum membrane. Bases 1 to 2832 code for a protein of 943 amino acids.
AUGAACUACGUGGGGCAGCUGGCUGGCCAGGUGCUGGUGACAGUAAAGGAGCUGUAUAAGGGGAUCAAUCAGGCCACUCUGUCAGGCUGCAUCGACGUGAUUGUGGUCCGACAGCCUGAUGGGACGUUCCAGUGCUCGCCUUUCCACGUUCGCUUUGGAAAACUGGGGGUGCUGCGCUCCAGGGAGAAAGUGAUUGAUAUAGAAAUCAAUGGGGAGCCUGUGGAGCUACAAAUGAAGCUUGGAGACAAUGGGGAGGCCUUUUUUGUCCAGGAGAUGGAGCAGCACAAUGAAAUCGUUCCGGCCCACUUGGUGACCUCGCCCAUCCCCACAGAAGAGGUUCUGUUCAGGAGCAGAGAGCCCAGGUGUGGGGGAUCAGUGGUGGAGACCAGUCCACCACUGAGUCCAGAAAACCCGGUCUCUGGAAACACCCAGCCCUGCUCAAGCUCAGCUGGCAAGAAGAAGAAGAGACGCAGGAGGAAGCACAAAGCCGAGCCACGAAAGGAAGAGCAAACGUCCACACCUGCAGGCGGGGAGCUGGAGCUUUGUGAGCUCAGUUCAGAUGAGGAGCACAGUGCACACAAUGGACGGGCCUCUUCACUCUCAAUGAUGAACAACAACAUAGACCACAGGCAACAUUCCCCCCUCACUGCCCUCGAAUGGGACAGCUACCCUUUCUCCGACGGAGACUGGUCCCCCUGCACCAUCAGGGAGAUGCCCGAGCCCAUGUCGCCCAAGAGUGACUCCGAGCUGAUGGUGAAGCCGACAGAGAGCAUGCUCAGGACCGAGUCGCACAUGCAGUGGACAUGGGGGGAGUUUCCGGAAUCUACCAGGGUCAACAAAAAGGACAAAACGGAGCCAAAGAUAUUGACCAUCACUCCCUCAGAGAACACGCAUUUCAGGGUUAUCUUAAGCUCAGAAGCAAUGGAGGAAGAGUCAAAAGAAGGAGAGAGAAACACAGAUCUAAUUUGCAAUAUUGUUAAACCAGAGCCUCGGACCAUCAAACCCAAUCAAUGCGGCUGCAAACCACAGCCCCCUGAAGCUUCAUCACAAGAUACAAACAUUACCGAGCGUGAACCAAACCUUUCAAAUUCAAUUUGCAGCAGUUUUACCUCUGAGCCACGUCCAUGUAACUCGGACCUCAACACAAAAACGGUGCGUAAGGCCAGGUGGACAUCUUCACCCCCCAGCCGCAGGGACAGCGGCUCCGCUGCCAGUGGAGGCAGUAAAACAGCUGGAGACUCUGCAGCAGUUUGUGCCGACACAGGAGCCUCCUCCAAACCCACAGACUCCCCCAUCGAGAGGAGAAGUGUGAGGAAGAGGAGUCAACAUCAGGGACCUGAAGAUAUAUACCUGGAUGAUCUGAAUGCACUCGAGCCUGAUGUUGUUGCCCGGUAUUUCCCGAAAAGUGAGUCUGAGCAGGUUCCCAAACACUGGGUGGAGAUGGGACGGCGCUCCGGAUCCCAGUCACCGCAGUCAGUGGGCAGCGCCGCAGCAGACAGCGGCACAGAGUGUCUGUCUGACUCUGCCGGUGACCUUCCUGACGUCACGCUGUCGCUGUGUGGAGGGGUCGGUGAGAACUCAGAGAUCUCUAAAGAAAAAUUCAUGGAGCACAUCAUCACCUACAACGAAUUUGCAGAGAAUCCAGCGAUUAUUGAUAAUCCCAAUUUGGUGGUUAGAAUUGCAAACAGGUAUUACAACUGGACACUGGCAGCACCGUUGAUACUAAGUAUGCAGGCUUUUCAGAAGAACUUGCCGAAGGCUACAGAGGAGGCCUGGGUGAAGGAGAAAAUGCCGAAAAAGUCUGGACGCUGGUGGUUUUGGAGAAAGAGCAGUGUCAAGCAGUCAUCAUCAGAGUCCAAAUUAGAGAGACAGGAGUCCCUGACCAGAGAGAGCCCUGCCCUCCACCAGGCCCCAGAAACACAGCAUAAAAUUCCAGAGUGGUCCAGCGACGACGAGACUAAAGAGCUCAACGCCGUGGCACCUGCUCUGACACCUAUUGAGCGUGUGCAGACAGAAGUCCCGGCACCAGCGCCUUGUCACUCCUACAAGAAAUCCCUCCGCCUGUCCUCUGACCAGAUAGCCAGCCUGAAGCUAAGAGAGGGGCCUAAUGAUGUCACCUUCAGCAUAACCACCCAGUACCAGGGGACGUGUCGCUGCGAGGGCACCAUCUACCUGUGGAACUGGGACGACAAGGUUAUAAUCUCUGACAUCGAUGGCACCAUCACCAAAUCAGAUGUGUUUGGACAGAUUCUGCCGCAGCUUGGAAAAGACUGGACCCAUCAAGGAAUCGCUAAGCUUUACCACUCAGUGCACGAGAAUGGUUACAAGUUCCUGUACUGUUCGGCCCGAGCGAUCGGCAUGGCUGACAUGACACGAGGAUAUCUGCACUGGGUGAACGACAGGGGGACGCUCCUGCCUCAGGGACCCCUCAUGCUCUCCCCGAGUAGCCUCUUUUCUGCCUUUCACAGAGAGAUCAUAGAAAAAAAGCCUGAGAAGUUCAAGAUCGAAUGCCUCACAGACAUCAAGAACUUGUUCUUCCCAAACACACAUCCCUUCUACGCAGCCUUCGGAAACAGAGAAAGUGACGUCUUUGCCUACAAGCAAGUGGGUGUGCCUGUGUGCCGGAUAUUCACAGUGAAUCCCAAAGGCGAGUUAAUCCUCGAGCAAGCCAAAGGCAAUAAAACGUCUUACAGCCGGCUGAGCGAGCUGGUGGAGCAUGUUUUUCCUUUACGAAGUUCACAACACAACGCCACCUUCAGCUGCCCAGAGUUCAGUUCCUUCUGCUUCUGGAGACAGCCAAUCGCGGAGGUGUGCUUUGAGGAGCUGCUUUAACUCAGACUGAUAUUAAUGUUUUAAAUGAAUUACUUGAAAUCAAUUUAACUCAGAGAAGUAAUUUAUUUCAUGCCUGUAUGCACUGGCGUAAUACUGAUUCUUCUGGUUAACACUGAUUCUUUAAUAUAAAUUAAAUAUAUAUUAGUUUUAUAUUGUCUUAGACAGAUUCCGGUUCGGGGAAAAAGUUUGGGAUAUUAAUGUAUUCCAUGUUUUUCAGUGAAACAUCAUCUCAUUCAGGGUUUAUUCCUGUUAUACACUUGGAGAGUAUUCUUUGUGCUUGAGCUACACAGUUAAGAGGUGUAUUUGGGAUGACAAGGCUAUGAUCAGUUUGUGUUUUAUCAUUUGCACUGUUUUUUUGCACAAUGUUUCUGUGAAGAAAUUGCCUACGCGCUUAUUUAGGCAGUGGAGGUACAAUAACGUCUUAAACUGGCGAGCGUCCAGGAUGAAACAAAAAUACUGACUGUAGUGCACAUUUUCUGCCUGACUUGGGAGCCAUCACCAAACAUCAACAGCACACGGUGUGUUUAGUCGUCCCUUGAAGGCCUUAUUCGCUCUAUAACAGUGUUAUUUAAUGUAUAGAAAUGAAUAUCUUUGCUCCAAAGCUUAAGGAUUUUGCACUAUUAUGCUAAAGAAAAAUGUGAAAGGACUUUGCUCAUAGCUAAUAACUGCAUUACUGUAAUUUGAAAAAAAAGGCACUUUCUGAACUGUAGAUACUGCUGCUAUUUGGUUUUAAGUAUUUUUGCCAAAAUCAGGAUUGUUAGACUUACAGUAGAAAAUUUUUAUUUUUAUUUUCAAAAUUAAUCUUUGAAAUGUUUUGCCUGACUUGUGAAAACUACAGUAUAUUAUCGUCAUGCCACUUAUUUUUUUAUUAUUUUUCUUUUCAUGCUCAGCUGUCAGUGAACCUCAGUGCAUUCUUUCUAUGAAAGUGAUGAACUUUGUGUGGUGAGAACACACAGUAUUUUCUUGGUUCAUGUAGUCAGAUUCCACUUUUCAGUGACGAAGUUUUGCUGCCUCUUCAAGUGUUUUCUGUAGAUUGUUGUGAUUACCUCGUGGUAAUCCAGUUGACAUUAUGAUGUAACAGUGUAGGUACAAAUACACUCAUACACAUUUGUUAGACAGUGUGACAGAAUAGCUCCGAACAUGACUUAUGUAAGGGCAUUUUUAUAGUGUGUCAAAAUUGUAGAUCCAAUUUGUGUAUAUAAACUGUAUAUAUGGUAUAUUUACUGUAUGUAUCGUAUUAAUAAACUGUUGAAUCAAAAGU